GUGAGCUAUUUGCAUAUCACAAGAAUUCCAGUUUAGAUGUAGACAUGACUAGUUUUGAUUUCCUUCCUGAUUUUCAAAAAAGGGAAGUUGAAACUUCACCAUCCAUUUUGGAGUGUGUUAUCCUCACUUAGGACAUUGUUAUACAGUAGCCUACACAUAUGCGUGGUCUUUGUUAUUUUUUCCUCUCCAUCCUGACCCAAGUGUCUUCCAGCACCCUCAAAGUCAUUGGCUUCUUUGGGCACAAUGUCACUUUGCCCUGUAGGUAUGACAGCCAAACUCAUGGUGUCCUGAGUUUCUGUUGGGGACGAGGGAGGGUGCCCAGGUCCCAGUGCUCCAGCACCAUCCUCUCCUCACAGGAUGGGGCUGGGCCUUUCAGGCAGUCCCCUAGGUACCAGCUGCUGGGCAGGGUGACAGACGGAGAUGUGUCGCUGACCAUCCUGGAUGCUCAGUGGAGUGAUGCCGGUGUGUACGGCUGCAGGAUCGAGAUCCCCGGGUGGUUUAAUGACAAAAAGGUCAACACACACCUGGUCAUGGAGGAUGACAUAUUGACAACAUUCGUGACUAACAAUGUAGAAGUUGGUGAAAUAAUUGGAAUCGCAACAACGGAGGAAAAAUUCAAAGCCUUCCUGGAAGUGGGGAACAUUGGCAGGAUGGCAGCUAUUUUCUUCUUCAUCAUAAUCAUAAGCCUCGUCUUUGUUUUCCGGAGGAGAUUUCUGCCGAAGAGGACACUUCAACAUCUCAACACCUCAACUGCUGAGAACAUUUAUGAAGUAUUAUGAAGUGGCCCCUAGUUUCGGAUGGGAUGGUCAACAAAGAAGUCUAUAAGAAACUGCUCGCUGAAUGUGUCAUGUGCUGACUCUAUCCACCUCCUCAGCUUUAGAGGCAAACCUUUUGAACCCAUUUCCACAGUAAGCAGCUUACAGGAUCCUUCUAUUCUCAGAUAGCUCAGAAAAAGGCAAAUGUGUGCCAUAUGUGGCUGCAAAAAUAUCCUGCAGAAUAAUUAAUAUGUGAUUUGUCAGUUUUUCAUGACAAAAUUGAUCUCACAGCCCUGAAAAGCAUAUAGGUGGUUUAUACUUGUGGGCACAAUGCCACCUAUUGGACUUAAUGCAUUAUUAUCAAAAUAUUGGUGAAGAUUCCACCAUGAAUAUACUGUACACUCAAUCAAAUGUCUAUUCCUACUCUGUUUUGAAGAAAGUUGGAUCUAAUAUCUGAAUUGUAUAUUAUUUGUUAAAAUAUUUGCAAAUCCACAAUCCAUGCUGUUCUCAAUCCUAACUCUCAGGUCCAAAUAAAUUGUAUUGGGGUUCAUUUUAUGCUGAAAUUGAUCGAUGGCUCAAUUUCACAGUAAGAUUUCUCUGUGAGGUGAAAGAAAUUUGGUUUCUUCAACCUCGUAAGAUUUUUAUGUAAUACCAGGAGUCACUCUAAAAACUCAAAUGUUUUUUUUAAUGUAAAACAAGAUCACAUUAUAUCUGUUUGUCUUCAAAUGACAUCAUCACUAAGGUCCAUCUCUCUGCAGAAGACGUACAAGAUGAAGCCAUGUUUGGAAAACAAGAAUUUUCUUUUAGGGUGAUCUUGUCCUUUUGGUUUGGCAAAUUGUGUCCUUGUAUUCAUCAAGACAGCCCAAAAUAAAAAUGAGCUUUAAAAAUAAAAA
Sander lucioperca (pikeperch) is the source of this 1648-nucleotide messenger RNA. RefSeq names its product hepatitis A virus cellular receptor 1 homolog. Bases 159 to 779 code for a protein of 206 amino acids. NCBI's taxonomy places the organism in Eukaryota, Metazoa, Chordata, Actinopteri, Perciformes, Percidae. The transcript is spliced from 5 exons. The record is from RefSeq and is a predicted model, not a curated record.